CCGGGCCUGGCGGAUUGUGAUGAUAAUAUAAUAAAUACGGCGCCGGCCGUGGCCUCCUUCCUCCUCCUGAGGGCCAAGAACCAACCCUAGCCGCACCAAGGACCAACAAGCCAAGAUCCAUAGUCGCCGUUGACCGAAGAUGGCGAUGGCGGCUCUCCGAUGCGCCGCCGGAAGGAGGCUCGCCGGUGGCGGCCGCCUUCUACCGCCGGCGCUCAGCCGGCCUAGCCCCGCCGCUCCCGGCUUGGGCCGCCCGAAUCUCACGCUCACGCAGGCCUUGUCAUCGCACGGGAAAGAAGAAGCCGGGAGGGAGGUCCUGGAGCAGAUCCAGGACAAGAAGGAGAGGCUCUACGACCUCAUCCUGCGCCACGGCUAUAAGCGCAACGACGGCUCCAUGUGCUACUCAAACGUUCAGCUCAUGCACCAUCUCUCGGCGCACAUCAAACCUAGGCCCCAAAGCAUCGCCUGGCGUUACCUUCGCAAAGUUCAUAGCCUCUAUAUUCUCUGGAUGUGCUUAAGCCCUGGCGUAAGCGCUAAAGUCUUGUGGAGAAUUGGUUCUGUUUCCUUGACUAUCCUCUGA
Messenger RNA from Triticum urartu, 577 nucleotides. RefSeq lists its product as uncharacterized. Lineage: Eukaryota; Viridiplantae; Streptophyta; Magnoliopsida; Poales; Poaceae. The record is from RefSeq and is a predicted model, not a curated record.